Molecule: messenger RNA, 4125 nt
Organism: Engraulis encrasicolus (European anchovy)
Lineage: Eukaryota; Metazoa; Chordata; Actinopteri; Clupeiformes; Engraulidae
Gene: emc1
Product: ER membrane protein complex subunit 1
Exons: 22
Coding region: 40-2937 (965 amino acids)
Biological process (GO): protein folding in endoplasmic reticulum
Cellular component (GO): EMC complex
Molecular function (GO): protein binding
Source: RefSeq, a predicted model, not a curated record
GGAGUUAAGACAGACAGCACUGCACUGUACAGUUGCAACAUGUCUUGGUUAAAGUAUGGGUUUGCAGUCUGUCUGUAUUUACUACAAUGUACCGACGCUGUGUUUGAAGAUCAAGUGGGAAAGUUUGAUUGGAGGCAGCAGUACGUGGGCAAUGUGCGAUUCGCCUUCUUUGAGACUCAUUCCCAAGCAUCAAAGAAGCUCUUGGUCGCAACAGAACAGAAUAUAUUUGCCUCGUUGAACUCCAGAACAGGGGAAUUAUUCUGGAGGCAUGUGGAUAAAACUGGACCAGAGGGAAACAUAGACACUCUUCUUGUCCAUGGGCAAGAUGCUGUUGUGGUUGUUGGAAACGGACGCCUCAUGCGUUGCUGGGAAACCAAUAUUGGGGGUCUGAACUGGGAAGUCGUGUUGGACCCUGGAAAUUUUCUGACUGCAGCAUUUGUUGGCGUUCAAGACCACGUGAAAUAUGUGGCUGUCAUCAAACAAUCAGCCAUUUCAUUCCACUAUCUCUCCAAUGGCCACCAGAAGUGGAUUGAAAACCUCCCCGACAGUGACACGGUACAGUAUCAAACUGUAUACUCAGACGGUCAAGGAGAGGUCUUGGUCCUGGGUGUUGUCCCUAAUUCCCACAUCGUUGUUAUCGCAUACAAUAUUGAAGAUGGAGAAAUUAUGAAGCAGACCUCAGUGGAGGCCCCAUGGAUGUCCAGUCUGGAGGAGAGCUGUGUGGUGGUGGGAGAGGGUGUCCUGCUUUGCGUAGACCCAAUCACCAUGUCCCUCUACACUCUGCCACUCAACUCAGAAACAAUGGCUGACAUGAACCAAAUCCUCUUGCAGUCUCUGGACCUGGAAGUGGCUGCCGGUUUCCAGCCCGUGCUCACUGCCACCCAGCCCAACCCUGCGCACCCUCCCCUGGCUUCCUUCUUCCUGCAGCUGGGGCCUGAGCACCACAUCCUGCUGAACCUCAACGACAACGGCAUCAUCACCACCCUCAGGGACUUCAAACCGUCAAGGCUUGCUGCAUUCGCUACCAGUGGGGAGAAGACGGUAGCCGGAGUCAUGACGCCCAAAAACGAGACUGCAUGCAGCAUCAAUCUCUUCACCAUUGACACGGGCCGAAGACUGCUGGACACCACUGUCAUUUUCCACCUGGAGCCCAAUGGUGGGAAACCAAGUAACCUGUACAUUCAGGCCUUUUUGAAGAAAGAUGAUUCUGUGGGCUACAGAGCCAUGGUGCAGACAGAAGACUUUGCGCUCACCUUCUUACAACAGCCUGGUCGAGUGGUGUGGUCAAGGGAAGAGGCGUUGGCUGAGGUGGUUACCAUGGAAAUGGUUGACUUGCCGCUAACGGGAACCCAGGCUGAGCUCGAGGGAGAGUUUGGAAAGAAAGCUGAUGGCCUUCUUGCCAUGGUGCUGAAGCGCCUGUCCUCCCAGCUCAUCCUGUUACAGUCAUGGAUUGGCCACCUGUGGAAGCUUUUCUACGACGCCCGCAAGCCCCGCAGUCAGGUGAAGAACGAAAUCACCAUCGAGACGCUCUCUCGGGACGAGUUCAACCUGCAGAAGAUGAUGGUCAUGGUGACAGCUUCUGGAAAACUCUUUGGUAUCGACAGCAAAUCCGGAAGCAUCCUGUGGAAACACUACCUGGAGAACAUCCAGCCCAACUCAGCCUUUAAACUGAUGGUGCAGCGCACCACUGCACACUUCCCGCACCCACCUCAGUGCACCCUGCUAGUCAAGGAUCAGGAGACGGGUCUGGCAUCCCUUCAUGUGUUCAAUCCCAUUUUUGGAAAGAAGAGUCAAAUCAGCCUACCAACUUUGCCGCGACCAGUGCUUCAGUCGCUGCUUUUGCCCCUGAUGGAUCAGGACUAUGGGAAAAUCCUUCUGCUCAUCGAUGACCAAUAUAAGGUCACAGCCUUCCCGUCCAAUAAGAAUGUGCUGCAGCAGCUUCAGGAGGCAGCCUCCUCUAUCUACUUCUACCUGGUGGACUCCAGCCAGGGGAGACUAUCCGGCUUCCGCCUCCGCAAGGACCUGUCCACAGAGCUGAUCUGGGAGGUGGUCAUCCCUGUGGAGGUGCAGAAGAUCGUGGCGGUGAAAGGGAAGCGGCCCAACGAGCAUGUUCACUCGCAGGGGCGUGUCAUGGGAGACCGUAGUGUGCUCUACAAGUACCUGAACCCCAACCUGCUGGCGGUGAUCACGGAGAGCACGGACUCCCACCAGGAGCGCAGCUUUGUGGGCAUCUUCCUCAUCGACGGGGUGACGGGACGCAUCAUCCACGAGGCCGUGCAGAGGAAGGCGCGGGGACCCGUACACUUCGUGCACUCUGAGAACUGGGUGGUGUAUGAGUACUGGAACGUCAAGGCGCGUCGUGUGGAGUUUUCUGUGCUGGAGUUGUUUGAGGGCAUGGAGCUGUACAACAGCACAGUGUUCAGCUCGCUGGACCGGCCCCACCCGCCCCACGUGCUGCAGCAGUCCUACAUCUUCCCCUCCGCCAUCAGCACCCUGGAGGCCACCCUCACGGAGAAGGGCAUCACCAGCCGACACCUGCUGGUGGGGCUUCCAUCAGGUGGCAUCCUGUCCUUACCAAAGAUGUACCUUGACCCCAGGAGACCUGAAGGGAACCUUGAGCAAAGCAGGGAGGAGAAUCUGAUUCCAUAUGCACCGGAGUUGCCCAUUCGAACUGAAUGGUUCAUAAACUACAACCAAACUGUGUCAAGAGUGCGAGGAAUAUUCACUGCCCCCUCUGGUCUGGAGUCUACAUGCCUGGUGGUGGCCUAUGGGCUGGACCUCUUCCAGACGCGCGUGUACCCGUCCAAACAGUUCGACGUACUGAAGGACGACUAUGACUACGUGCUCAUCAGCAGCGUGCUGCUGGGGCUCUUCUUCGCCACCAUGAUCAGCAAGAGGCUCGCCGAGGUCAAGCUCCUCAACCGAGCAUGGAGGUAGAAAAAAAAAGUUGCCAGCCACUUCCUGUGUGUGCAUAGGCACUGCCACUAGGGCCCUCAAGUCAUUUGUCAAUUAUGUGGUUCCAAUGCCUGGAGACUUACAGAGGCACAUCUGAACGCUGCAAGAAGAAGGACUAAUGUGUGUUGAUGAUUGUGAUUACGAACAGGGCUUACUUGUGGACUUGACUGCAUUUCGAAUGAUGUCUCUUGACGGAUGGCUUAUGCGUAUGGGAGACACUUAACACCUUAAUGCCAGUCCAUGGUUUGUUAGAUACUUUUUUUUUUCUUUUUUUUUUACACCUUUUUCAAUGAGCCUACAUUGAUGUUUAUUUACGUUCAUGUGUCUUGUGCCUUUCAAGAUGCACUGUUUUGACAUUCAACAUGGACACAACACGAGUACCUUCCUCACAGGACAAUUAAAAAAAAACAUGCAACGUAAAAAGGGUACAAAAGAGGGGAAAGAGGGUGUGGUGCUCUUGUGUGCAUGACAUGGAUAAAAGAUCCUCACAAGAUUCUGUUGUUCCAGAAUAUAGAACCAAGGAUUUUUGACAUGUUGUGUCUAUUGUUUUUGUUUGUUUGUUUAUAUUUGUUUUGUUUUUAGUGAUUAUUUUAUGGAACUGGUACGGGGGAUGUCUUCCGGAGUAGAUGGAGAACUUCCGUAGAAGUUAUCUUGAAUUGAUAUUUAUGUUACUUUUGCAUUUGUUGUUAGAGGCUAAUUUGAUGUAAUUUUUUUUUUUUUUUAAAGAUGAGAUGAGCUGAAGUAAUUUGUCUUGACCGUUUGGUCUGAUGCACUGGAUGUUUUUGUUUGUUUGUUUCUUGUCUUAAAAACCUAUGCUAUGAACGGUCAUGGUUUCCCCUAUGGAACAUCUUUGUGUGUGUAAAUAGUAUUUAUGAUGCUUUCAAGAUCGCUUAAAACAUACAUAAUUGCACACACAGAUGGUCUUUUUGUGUGUUUAAUAUAUAAUGUUGGUAAUGCUUCAAAGUUGAUGUACUAUAUAAAAUGACUAAUGAAAGCCUUUUAUAAACUCAAUUUGGAGAAAGUAGGUUUAUAAUAAUAAAUGCAAUUAAUUUUAUGGAAUAAAAAGAUAUCCAUGUUUCCCUAAGUAAACGGUGCAGUUUUUGGAAAAUCACUUUUGAUUUUAUUGCUGGAAUGUACCAGAAGAAAAUAAAGGCAGAUUUUAACCUCUAA